UCCCUCCCUCUCCCUCCUCCUCCCUCCCCUGGGCCCUGCUCCCUGCCCUCCUGGGCAGCCAGGGCAGCAAGGACGGCACCAAGGGAGCUACCCCAUGGACAGGGCCCCACAGAGACACCACCGAACAUCUCGGGAGCUGCUGGCUGCAAAGAAGACUCAUACUUCACAAAUUGAAGUAAUUCCUUGCAAGAUCUGUGGGGAUAAGUCGUCUGGGAUCCACUACGGGGUUAUCACCUGUGAGGGGUGCAAGGGCUUCUUCCGCCGCAGCCAACAGUGUAAUGUGGCCUACUCCUGCACCCGUCAGCAGAACUGCCCCAUCGACCGCACCAGUCGAAACCGAUGCCAACACUGCCGCCUGCAGAAGUGCCUGGCUCUGGGCAUGUCUCGAGACGCUGUUAAGUUCGGCCGAAUGUCCAAGAAGCAGAGGGACAGUCUCCAUGCAGAAGUGCAGAAACAAUUGCAGCAGCAGCAGCAGCAGCAGCAGGAACAAGUGGCCAAGACUCCUCCGGCAGGGGGCCAUGGAGCAGAUACCCUUACAUACACGUUGGGGCUCCCAGAUGGGCAGCUACCCCUGGGCGCCUCACCUGACCUACCUGAGGCCUCCGCUUGUCCCCCUGGCCUGCUGAAAGCCUCAGGCUCUGGGCCACCAUAUUCCAACAACUUGGCCAAAACAGAGGUCCAAGGAGCCUCCUGCCAUCUUGAGUACAGCCCAGAGCGAGGCAAAGCCGAAGGCAGAGACAGCAUCUAUAGCACAGCCAGCCAGCUUACUUCUGGAAGACGUGGACUUCCUUUUGAGGGACCCAGGCAUCCUGAGCUUGGGGAAGCAGAACAGGGUGCAGACAGCCACUGCAGUCCCGGUUUCUGCAGUGCCCCAGAGGCACCGUAUGCCUCUCUAACAGACAUAGAGUACCUGGUACAGAACGUCUGCAAGUCCUACAGAGAGACCUGCCAGCUGCGCCUGGAGGAUCUGCUGCGGCAGCGCACCGACCUCUUCUCCAGGGAGGAGGUAGCCAGCUACCAGAGGAAGUCAAUGUGGGAGAUGUGGGAACGCUGUGCCCACCACCUCACUGAGGCCAUUCAGUAUGUGGUGGAGUUUGCCAAGCGGCUCUCGGGUUUCAUGGAGCUCUGCCAGAAUGACCAGAUCAUACUACUGAAAGCAGGAGCAAUGGAAGUUGUGCUUGUCAGGAUGUGCCGGGCCUACAAUGCUGACAACCAUACAGUCUUUUUUGAAGGCAAAUAUGGUGGCGUGGAGCUGUUCCGAGCCUUGGGCUGCAGCGAGCUCAUCAGCUCCAUAUUCGACUUUUCCCACUUCCUCAGUGCCUUGCGUUUUUCUGAGGAUGAGAUUGCCCUCUACACAGCCCUGGUUCUCAUCAAUGCCAACCGACCCGGGCUCCAAGAGAAAAGGAGAGUGGAGCAUCUGCAGUACAACCUGGAGCUGGCCUUCCACCAUCAUCUCUGCAAGACUCAUCGUCAAGGCCUCCUCGCCAAGCUGCCACCCAAAGGGAAACUCCGGAGCCUGUGCAGCCAGCAUGUGGAAAAGCUGCAGAUCUUCCAGCAUCUCCACCCCAUCGUGGUCCAAGCUGCCUUCCCUCCACUCUAUAAGGAACUCUUCAGCACUGAUGUUGAGUCCCCUGAGGGGCCAACCAAGUGACCUGGAGGAAAGACAACUUUACUUCCUUCAGCCUGAUGGCCCGUCUCCCUGGACUCCAUUCCCUCAGCCUCCACCUUCCUGUGCUCUGUGGAGGGUGGUCUCCCUAGGAGUGAACAAAGGCUGAGACUGGUUUUCUGCCUCUCCCCAAACCCCCAGGCUUGUCUGGCAGAACAACAGUAGCAGGUGAUGGAGAAAAGGCUUGUUAUGGUUGAUUUCCCAUAAGUUCCACCCUGGCUUCUGGAAGGUGUGGGGUAGAUGGGAUGUAGGACAAACAAGUUGAACUAAAAACAAACAGACAGGGGCAUAAAUCUGGGUACCAGGAUGAAGAGAGCUCAAUUCUAGGCUCCAAAGCUCACAGAAGUUCUUCGAAUACCUCAUUGUAUUUCUUCAGCUGGGGGAGAUGGAUCUAGCUCAGAGACUGGUGGGUGGUGGCAAGCAGUCGGAAACAAGAAUCCAGAUCCUUGA
This is a messenger RNA of Onychomys torridus (southern grasshopper mouse), 2116 nucleotides long. RefSeq names its product RAR related orphan receptor C (gene Rorc). The coding region runs from base 95 to 1651 and encodes 518 amino acids. The record is from RefSeq and is a predicted model, not a curated record. The transcript has 11 exons. Gene Ontology annotation, cellular component: nucleus. NCBI's taxonomy places the organism in Eukaryota, Metazoa, Chordata, Mammalia, Rodentia, Cricetidae. Gene Ontology annotation, biological process: regulation of transcription by RNA polymerase II. Gene Ontology annotation, molecular function: zinc ion binding; nuclear receptor activity; RNA polymerase II cis-regulatory region sequence-specific DNA binding.